Molecule: messenger RNA, 936 nt
Organism: Telopea speciosissima
Lineage: Eukaryota; Viridiplantae; Streptophyta; Magnoliopsida; Proteales; Proteaceae
Product: probable xyloglucan endotransglucosylase/hydrolase protein 26
Exons: 4
Coding region: 1-891 (296 amino acids)
Biological process (GO): xyloglucan metabolic process; cell wall biogenesis
Cellular component (GO): cell wall; apoplast
Molecular function (GO): xyloglucan:xyloglucosyl transferase activity; hydrolase activity, hydrolyzing O-glycosyl compounds
Source: RefSeq, a predicted model, not a curated record
AUGGCGACCAACUUAAGAGCUGAUCUCUUCAUUACUCUUGCUAUCUCUUUGAUUGCAGCAGUACUGAUCAAUCUGAGUUUCGUGGAUGCCACAUUUCCCAAGAGUACAUCCUUUACUUGGGGAGCUAAUCAAGCUGGGAUCGCCGGUAAUGGUGACGAUCUUCAACUUAUGUUGACCAAUUGGUCAGGGUCUGGAAUUCAAUCGAAAAGAGCGUUUCUCUUUGGCAGCGUAGAAAUGUUAAUCAAAUUAGUAUCUGGAAAUUCUGCUGGCACUGUUACGGCCUACUAUAUGUCUUCCACUGGUAACAAACAUGAUGAGAUAGAUUUUGAGUUCUUGGGGAAUACAUCAGGACAACCUUACACUAUUCACACAAAUUUAUUCGCUAAUGGUGUUGGAGGCAAAGAACAGCAAUUUCAUGCUUGGUUUGACCCAACUUCUGAUUUCCACAACUACACCAUCCAUUGGAACCCAAGCGAGAUUGUGUGGUUCAUUGAUAGUAUUCCAAUCCGAGUGUUUAAGAACUAUGAGAGCAAGGGCAUUGAUUACCCACACCAACAAGGGAUGAGGGCUUAUUCCAGCAUAUGGGAUGCUGAUAACUGGGCAACCCAAGGUGGACGUAUAAAAAUUGACUGGAAGAGUGCACCCUUUGUGGCUAGAUUUAGAAGGUUUAGGGCAAGGGCUUGCAAGUGGAGUGGACCAGUUAGCAUCACCCAAUGUGCUGCCAAUACUGCUGCCAACUGGUGGACUUCACCUGUUUACAGCCAAUUGAGUAACGAACAAAUUGGUCAGAUGAUGUUGGCUAGAAACAAAUCCAUGAUUUACAACUACUGCACUGAUUUUGCUAGAUUCCAAGGGAAUUUCCCUCCUGAAUGUUCUUUGCCACAAUAUUGAUUAGUAGAGAAAUAUUAUUAAUUGCAGCUGUGAUCCAUGCCAUGC